AUGGGAGGUGACGAUAGCCUCUUUGCUGGGCUGCGAGAGGAGGGAUGUGCUGUGCAGGUUCCCCCGACCCUCAACCCCACCCACCCUCCCUUCCCGGGCUGGCUGGGUGGGGGCCGUAGUCCUGGGGUGGCGCCCGCGGGCGUCUCCACUCGUCUGCGUGGCUGUCGCAUGUUUGAUGGGGCUCGCACCCGGAUAGAUGUGAUUGGGCGCGCCCGGACGUCGGGGGUCCGAUGCAAGCCUCCGCUUCCGUCUCUGGGGAGCCUCAUCAACACGCUAAAUCACAGAAGGGUUCGGGUCCCGGACGGCAACAUGGCCGCCACCCCGCUGGGCUUCAAACACGUGCGUGAGCUUCCUCCCAUCAGCAGCUUGACGCGAACCAAGCAGAGAGCAUCCAUCGACACGUUGCACCCAGAAGCCAAAGCGCCGUUCCCGUGCGACCCAGUCAUCCCCUCGCGGAACAAGAACAUUAAAGACUUCCUCGAGGAGACGGAGCGGGCGGCGCUGUCGGGCGACUGGCGCGAGGUUCGAGACUUCUACCUGACAACCUUCGACUCUUUUGUGGAGCUCAACGCCGCUUUCAAGCGGGAAGCCAACGCCUCCUUCGACACUAUCGACGACUCGGGAGUCAACGCCAAGUUUGUCAACGCAGUCUAUGACGCUCUGCUCCAAACGCCUCAGGACAUCCAGAAGUCUGUUCUGAAAGGAAUCAUCAACAGUCUGUUGAGAGAGUGGAAAGGACCUCGGACUAAAGACGAUCUGCGUGCAUACUUCAUUCUGGUUCAGAACCCCCAGUAUUCCAGCACCAGCACGUACGUGAUAUACGCUCACCUGUUGAGGCAAAUGGCCGCCUUGUCUGAAGCUGAUCAUCACUUUCUCGUCCACUGGCUGAAAAAGUUGUCGACGCGUCGCUUCCGUCAGCUGGUGGAGCGGCUGCUGCAGUUCAUCUCCACUCGACUUUUUCCCGCCGAGCCCGAGGAGCUCCCGCCCGCCUCCAAGUGCUCCUGGUGGAUCCCGUCCGCCGCCAAAGUGCUCGGCCUUUUCAACGCCGCCAAUAGCGUGUCGUCUCCUCCCAUCAUGCCGUUCAGCGACUUCUACAACAUCACCUUGGAGCACAUCGACUUCAUGGAGGAGUACCGAACCUGGCAGAGCUACGGAAACUCCAGCAGGUUUUCCUUCUGUCAGUUUCCCUUCAUCUUGUCCACGGCGGUGAAGAAGGCCAUCAUCCAGAAGGACUCGGAGCAACAGAUGAUCAGCCGGGCUAGGCAAAGCCUGGUGAGUAAAGUUUCGAGACGUCAGCGCGUGGACAUGAACCUCCUCUUUCUCAACAUCAAAGUGCGACGGGCGCAACUCCUAGCCGACUCGCUGGAUGAGUUGAGCCGGAAGCGCUGCGACCUGAAGAAGAAAUUGCGUGUGACUUUCGUCGGGGAGGCGGGGUUAGACAUGGGCGGACUGACCAAGGAGUGGUUUCUGCUGCUCGUGAGACAGAUCUUUCGCGACGACUACGGCAUGUUCACGUACAUGAAGGAGUCUCGUUGCCAUUGGUUCAGCAGCUGGAAGUGCGACAACAACUACUCAGAGUUUCAGCUCAUCGGGACCCUGAUGGGCUUGGCGGUUUAUAACAGCAUCGCUCUGGACAUCCACUUCCCACUCUACUGUUACAGGAAGCUACUGACUCCGCCCACCGCGCCAUGUGACCAGAACGCCCUGGUCGGGAUGGCGACAGCUACCUUGGACGACCUGCAGCAGAUCAUGCCGGAGCUGGCUCACGGUUUAGAGGAGCUGCUUGACUACGACGGGAACGUGGAGGAGGACUUUUACCUCACAUUCCAGGUGUUGCAGGAGGAAAUGGGCGUGGUCAAGUCGUACAACCUGAAGCCCGGAGGAGACAAGAUUCCCGUCACCAAACACAACAGGAAGGAGUACGUGCAGCUGUAUGUGGACUUCCUGUUGAAUAAAUCCAUCUACAAGCAGUUUGCCGCCUUCUAUCACGGCUUCCACAGCGUCUGCGCCUCCGACGCACUCAUGUUGCUACGUCCGGAGGAGGUGGAGGUGUUGGUGUGCGGCAGCCCUCAGCUGGACAUGAGCGCUCUGCAGAAAGCCGCGCACUACGAGGGCUAUGGCAAGACCGACGCCACCGUCAGGAUUUUCUGGGAGGUGGUGCUGUCGUUCCCCGUGGAUCUUCAAAAGAAGCUCCUUCACUUCGCGACAGGAAGCGACCGCGUUCCGGUGGGAGGAAUGGCUGACCUCAACUUCAAAAUUUCCAAGAUUGACGCCCCCACCGACUGGCUUCCUGUGUCACACACGUGCUUCAAUCAGAUCUGCUUGCCGCCGUACCGCAGCAGGAAGGAACUCAAACACAAACUCACCAUCGCCAUCUCUAAUGCGGAGGGGUUUGGCCUGGAGUGA
Molecule: messenger RNA, 2406 nt
Organism: Nerophis lumbriciformis (worm pipefish)
Lineage: Eukaryota; Metazoa; Chordata; Actinopteri; Syngnathiformes; Syngnathidae
Source: RefSeq, a predicted model, not a curated record